UCCAGAUAGACUCACUCCAGAGAGAGUUUUAAAGCAAAAGCAAUAAAGGCUACAAAAGCAAAGGAAAUCAAAGUCCAAAAAUAUCACACACACACACACACACACAAAGUAACAUCAGUGCAAAAAGAAAAAGAAAAAAUCGAAAUGAAAAACUUAGCAAAUAUGGGGAGUGGUGUAUCAGCUUCAGGGGAUGAGAACGAUGAUGAAGAUAUUUCAAAAUCAGCUUUUGCGUCAUUUCAAGCAAGAGAAGAAGAAAUCGAGAAAAUGAAAAUGCAAGUCAAGGAAAAAGUUGAAAUGAAAUUAGGCCAAGCUGAAGAACAAACCAGACGCUUAGCUCAAGUUUGGGAAGAGCUUGAAGUUUUGACAGAUCCAAUGAGGAAAGAAGUGGCAUCAGUCCGAAAGAAGAUAGAUGUGGCUAACCGUGAGGUCAGAUCGCUCGGGCAAAGCUGCCAGAAGAAGGAGAAAGAGUAUAAAGAAGCAUUGGACACUUUUCAUCAAAAGAAUAACGAAAAAAACCAACUAACUGCCACAUUAGUCGAGUUGGUGAAAGAAAGUGAGAAUGUGAGGAUGAAGAAACUUGAGGAGCUCAGCAAGAACAUUGAUCCUUCAUGCUGAUUAUAUAUUAUUAUAUGGAUCGACUUACAAAUUUUUUUUUUUUUUUGUUUCAACGUUAAUGUUUUAUGUGUUGUAUGU
This is a messenger RNA of Lactuca virosa, 693 nucleotides long. The record is from the annotation of a GenBank genome assembly. Lineage: Eukaryota; Viridiplantae; Streptophyta; Magnoliopsida; Asterales; Asteraceae.